AUGCAGGCCAAACUAUGGUGGUGUCCUGCUCUCAUCAAUCUCCGACGUGCCCUCCAACGUGCGCCACGCAAACUACAUCGAGCACGAAAUCAAGAGGAGGAGCUGGCAGCAGCAGAGGAGAUGCGAACCGACAAGUGCACCAACCCAGCGGCAGCACGAGUGCCAACUCUGCAACUAGGAUCAACAAGCGCAUCGACAAACUCCCAAAAGUCACUCCUCUUCCAGCAAGUACUCUUCCCACCUCCACCAGUUGCUCACCUGGACGACAUCAACAAUACAGCCUAUGACGAACCACUCGAAGACUUUGUCAUUCGGGAGAAAGAAGUGCUCAACACUAUCUUCCAAUUCCCGGCCUACAAAGCCCCUGACCGUCCGGAGUCAUCAACGCUGCCAUCGAAGCGCUCGGCCAUCAACUCGCCCCUAUCAUCACCAACAGUGUCAACGCAAGCCUUCGGCUGGGCCACUACCCGGAAACCCGACUACACAGUACCCAAGGCCUACCGGCCCAUUGCGCUAGAAGAGGCCCUCAGCAGCGUCUGCGAAGCAGUCCUCUCACGCAAGCUCUCCCAGCUCGCUGAGACUGCCAACCUCCUCCCUCAAAUGCAAUUCGGCGCAAGAUCGGGACGUACAACUACCGACGCCAUCCUAUCUCUGACCAAAUGGUGA
Molecule: messenger RNA, 666 nt
Organism: Serendipita indica DSM 11827
Lineage: Eukaryota; Fungi; Basidiomycota; Agaricomycetes; Sebacinales; Serendipitaceae
Source: the annotation of a GenBank genome assembly